Molecule: messenger RNA, 2767 nt
Organism: Stomoxys calcitrans (stable fly)
Lineage: Eukaryota; Metazoa; Arthropoda; Insecta; Diptera; Muscidae
Gene: l(2)gd1
Product: coiled-coil and C2 domain-containing protein 1-like
Exons: 7
Coding region: 100-2598 (832 amino acids)
Biological process (GO): regulation of transcription by RNA polymerase II
Cellular component (GO): nucleus
Molecular function (GO): RNA polymerase II cis-regulatory region sequence-specific DNA binding; DNA-binding transcription repressor activity, RNA polymerase II-specific
Source: RefSeq, a predicted model, not a curated record
UUUAAGUUGAUUGGUUCUUUCGUCAGCUGUGUCUGUGUCAAUUUAUUUUUACUUUUUAUUGUUCUUUUCCAAAUAUCUUGUCGGAUUUGAGUUUUAUACAUGUUUUCUAGAAAGAAACCAGAACCGCCAAAACGGCGCAAUCAUAAUUUAUCGCAGUUUGGGUUAACGGAUAUACCAGACGAUUUUGAUCCCAGCAUUGGGGUAGAUGGUGGUGAUGAAAAUGAUGAUGACAGCGAUUUAGAAGCUGAACUGGCUGCAAUAGCUGGAGGUAUGAAGCCAAGACCGAAACCAAAGCCUAAGGCCACUUUAGUAGCUCCGAUUGAAUUGGAUAAUAUGAUCGCCGAGAGUUUGAGGGACGUGGAGAGCGAUGAUGGGGGAGAUGACUUAGAAAAUGACGACGAGCUGCUUGGGGAGCUGCAAGGAAUAGCUGGGCCGGUGGAUAUGCAAGAAGAACCCAAUGAAGCCGAGGUUGUUGAAAAGCCCACACCAGAAGAGGUUCAACCGUCAGGUGAGCCGGAAUUAUUGUUACCGACAACUGUAAUUAGUGUGGUUGAUGUAAUAAGGCAGCGAAUCGACAUGUACAAAAUCGCUGAAUCCAACGCAAAAGCUUCUGGCGAGAGCGCUAAAGCAAGAAGAUUUGGACGUGGGUUAAAAACGUUGAACGAUUUCCUAAAACAAGCGAACGCCGGUAAAGACAUAAAGAUCGAAGAUAUACCACCAGAGGUUAGUGUGAAACCUACCACUGGAAAUAUAUCUGACAUUUCAAAUGUUGCCAGUACAGUUGAGGAAAGUACACCAAAUGUUCCAGUUCGUAGAGCACCUGAACUUCCGACACUUGAAAAAGAUGAAGCGGUAAAUGAGCCUGAAAAAGAAGAACCGGCAAAUUUAGUUAAUCCAAUUGUUCAAGAUAUGCGAGUUCGACAGCAAGAAUAUAAGGCAGCAGCUCUUCAGUCCAAAAGGUCUGGAGACACUGCUAUGGCAUUACAAUUUCUUAAAGUUGUAAAACAGUUUGAUAUUGUUAUCAAAAUGUGCGAAGACGGCCAAGAAGUUGACCUAAGCGACAUGCCCCCUCCGCCUGACCAAUUCAAGGAAUUCAUUGAAAAAAUGCAAAUGAGUGCAAAUCAGCCACCUGAUGCCACACCAAUAUCUGUUCCUGAAACAGCACCUGUUCAACCCCCUUCGGAGGUAACAAGUGCUGGCAAUAUGUUGGAAGCACUACAACAACGUUUAGAUAAGUACAUGUCGGUGGAAGAAGCAGCUAAAGCAGAAGGGAAUUCAAGCAAAGCUAGGCGUUUUGGUCGCAUUGUUAAGCAAUACGAAGAUGCAAUAAAAUCUUAUAGAAACGGCAAGCCCGUUGCUUAUGACGAGCUGCCAGUACCUCCUGGAUUCGGCCCGCUGCCAUUAGACAACUCUAUGCCCGUAACAUCACAAACUACAACAAACCCUACAGAGCCUAAUGCAAAAAGUGAAUCUCCUUCACCAACGACCUCGCCAACUGCAUUAGAUAAAAGGCCUUCAGCACAACGAACUGAUCUUACGACACGAACUUCUGGCAACCAGACUAAAAAUAAUUUGGCUGAACAACAAAUGAAAACAUUGUUAGAACGUCAAAAAGAAUAUAAGAUGGCUGCUUUAGAUGCAAAGAAAGCCGGUGAAAUUGAACAGGCUAAAGAAUAUCUGAAGAUAUAUAAAGGGUUUGAUGCUCUUUUAAAUGCAGCAAGUAGUGGAUUACCUGUUGAUUUAAAUUCGUUACCAGUGCCUCCAUCGCAAAGGGAUAACCUGGAAGCUUCUUUUGCUAUAGUUGCUGCGGACGAUUGUGACCCAGAUGAUGACAUUUCCGAUAUUGGUGUUCGCAUUGAGGAACAACUUGCUAAACAACUAAUGAUGUGCAAAAAUACAAGAGAUCACCACAAAGCAAUGGGGGAUAUUGCGGGUAUGAAUCGAUUUGAAAAUUUGGCUCUUACUGUUCAAAAAGAUUUAGAUUUGGUACGAUAUUCUAAACGAAAGAAAUUUCCACUGCCUAAAUUUCAUUAUGAAAAACGUAGUUUCAAUAUUGUCCACUGUAAUACUGACUUAACCGAUAAUGAGUUGGAAAUUGUGGUUGUGAGGGGUCUCAACUAUAAUGUGCCGAACCCAAAAGAUGUUGAUACCUACGUCAAAAUUGAAUUUCCUCUUUUAAAUGAUGAAUCGUUCAAAAUCAAAACAGCAUUGAUAAAAGACACCGACAGUCCUGAAUACAAGCAAAACUUUAAGGUUGAGAUUUUACGAGGAAAUCGGCAAUUUCAGCGCAUCUUUAAAAGGCAAAGUGUUAAAUUCGAAGUCUAUUCACGAGGAUGCAGUUUAAACAUUUGUGGACUAAGUCGAUUACUGCCCAUAUGUUGUUUCAGAGGAUUCUUACGCUCGGAUAUUUUGAUUGGAACUGUUACGGUUAAACUGCAGCCACUUGAGACAAAAUGUGAUAUCCAUGAUACGUUUGAUCUAAUGGACGGUCGCAAAGCUGUGGGGGGUAAAUUGGAAGUUAAAGUACGUGUACGCAAUCCGAUUUUAACGAAACAAAUGGAACACCUUAACGAGAAAUGGCUCGUAUUGGAUACAUAAAUUUUAUACGGAAGUUAUUUACUAUUGGCUUUUAUUUAGAUGUCGAAUCUAAUUUAUUUAUUGAACUACAGAUGAAUACGUAGACAUUGUAAGUUAAUCAAAUCAGUCAUGUACAGAGGAAUACUAUUUUUGCUUGUAUUUAUUAAUUAACAUUAUUAUUUUUGUGAAA